UUACUCCUUUCCUUUCCUUUCUGUUCUAUUCAGACCAGCUAGUGCCAGUCACCAACAUGAAGCUCCGAACUCCUUCGCUCCUUUACCUCGUUUGCAUUACUUCAUUGCUAUUCAUCUUAUCUGAGUCGACUCAGCCUCCUUUCUCAUGUGAUGCAUCUGACCCCGCAACCAAAUCCUACCCUUUCUGCGAAACUACACUCCCCAUCACCCAACGAGUUCGAGAUUUGGUGUCCAGACUCACAUUAGGCGAAAAGAUAUCCCAACUCGUUAACUCAGCCCCCGCCAUUCCAAGACUUGGCAUCCCUGACUAUCAAUGGUGGUCCGAAGCCUUACAUGGUUUAGCUGUCAGCCGAGGCAUGCGUUUCAAUGGAACAAUCCAAUCAGCCACAAGUUUUCCACAAGUCAUUCUCACCGCUGCUUCCUUUGAUGUUCAUCUUUGGUACCGCAUCACAUGAAACCUUUUGCAGGCAGUUGGAAUCGAAGGUAGAGCAAUUUACAACGUUGGACAAGCCAUGGGGUUGACAUUUUGGGCACCAAACAUUAACAUAUUUAGGGACCCAAGGUGGGGAAGAGGGCAAGAGACACCUGGUGAGGAUCCUUUGGUUACUGGGAAAUAUGCAGUGUCAUAUGUGAGAGGGAUACAAGGGGACUCUUUUGAAGGUGGGAAACUUGGUGAAAAUCUUCAAGCUUCAGCUUGCUGUAAGCAUUUUACUGCUUAUGAUUUGGAUAAUUGGAAAGGAGUAACUCGAUAUGUCUUCAAUGCAAAUGUCAGUUUACAGGAUUUAGCAGAUACAUAUCAGCCACCAUUCCAUAGUUGUAUAGAAGAAGGGCAAGCUAGUGGGGUAAUGUGUGCUUACAAUCGUGUUAAUGGAGUCCCCAACUGUGCUGAUUACAAUCUAUUAUCGAAAACAGCCCGAGGCCAAUGGGGCUUCAAUGGAUAUAUCACUGCAGACUGUGAUGCUGUCGCCACCAUCUAUGAACAACAAGGAUAUGUUAAAGUACCAGAAGAUGCUGCUGCAGAUGUUCUUAAAGCUGGAAUGGAUGUUGAUUGUGGUUCAUAUUUGUUGAAAUACACCAAAUCAGCCGUUGAAAAACGAAAAUUGUCUUUGUCUGAAAUCGAUAGAGCCCUGUACAACCUUUUCUCUAUCAGAAUGAGACUGGGGCUUUUCAAUGGUAAUCCAGUUAAGCAGCCUUUCGGUAACAUUGGUUUGGAUCAAAUUUGUUCCCAAGAGCAUCAAAAUCUUGCCCUCGAGGCUGCUCGCAACGGCAUUGUCCUUCUGAAGAACGCCAAAAAACUCCUUCCGCUUUCGAAAACCGAAACAACUUCCCUUGCAGUAAUAGGCCCCAAUGCCGAUUCCGAACAAACACUUCUUGGAAAUUAUGCAGGCCCUCCUUGCAAAACUAUUACACCAUUGAAAGGGUUGCAAAGUUAUGUUAAAGAUACCAGGUUUCACCAAGGUUGUAGUGCAGUUAAUUGUUCUUCUGCAUUCACUGAUCAAGCAAUGAAUGUAGCGACCGGAGCAGACCGUGUUGUUUUAGUAAUGGGAUUGGAUCAAACCCAAGAAAGGGAAAAAUUCGAUCGAGUAGACUUGGUUCUUCCGCCGAAGCAACAGAACUUGAUAUCAGCCAUUGCAAGAGCUGAUAAGAAUCCAAUUAUUUUGGUGCUUCUUUCUGGAGGUCCAGUAGAUAUAUCGUUUGCCAAAAAUGAUCCCCACAUUGGAAGCAUUCUAUGGGCUGCUUAUCCAGGUGAAGCCGGUGGUCGUGCAUUAGCAGAAAUUAUAUUUGGUGAUCACAACCCUGGAGGGAGGUUACCAGUUACUUGGUAUCCGCAAAGUUACACUAAUAUACCGAUGACUGAUAUGAGAAUGCGUCCUGAACCAUCUUUCGGAUAUCCUGGACGCACAUACAGAUUCUACCAAGGACCGAAGGUUUUUGAAUUCGGUUAUGGCCUCAGCUACUCAAAUUAUACUUACGAAUUUCUCCCUGUAAAACGAAACAAGGUCUAUUUGCACAAUCAGGUAAGUUCUCACGUGGUUGGGAACUCAAAUCCUCCCGGAUAUAUACCUGUUUCAAAGAUAGGAACUGAAGUUUGUGAUAAGAUAAAGCACCAAGUCACAGUUAGAGUUGAAAACAACGGCGAGAUGGCCGGUAAGCAUUCCCUGUUGCUAUUUGUGAGGCCGGCAAACAUAAGUAAUAUGAGGCCAGUGAAGCAAUUGGUUGCAUUUCAGAGUGUUAAUUUGAAAGCAGGGGAAAGAGCUGAGAUUGAACUUGAGUUGAGGCCAUGUGAGCAUCUUAGCUUAGCCAAUGAAGAUGGUACAAUGGUGAUAGAAGAAGGGUCUUAUUUCUUGAGCAUUGGAGACAAAGAAAUAGAGAUUCAAGCUGUUAAAUGAUGCAAGACUACCUCAUGAAAAAAUCCAAGAAACUUUAUAGCUAGUGUGAUUUUUUUCUUCUUUUGAUUAAAAGCUAAUGUAACUGAUUGAUCUAUGUAUGAUUCAACUUUCCAGUGAACGAUUGUUUUCAAUAACAUA
Molecule: messenger RNA, 2528 nt
Organism: Gossypium raimondii (Peruvian cotton)
Lineage: Eukaryota; Viridiplantae; Streptophyta; Magnoliopsida; Malvales; Malvaceae
Product: probable beta-D-xylosidase 7
Exons: 6
Biological process (GO): xylan catabolic process; arabinan catabolic process
Cellular component (GO): plant-type cell wall
Molecular function (GO): alpha-L-arabinofuranosidase activity; xylan 1,4-beta-xylosidase activity
Source: RefSeq, a predicted model, not a curated record